Dendronephthya gigantea is the source of this 1301-nucleotide messenger RNA. RefSeq lists its product as uncharacterized. The coding region runs from base 190 to 732 and encodes 180 amino acids. The record is from RefSeq and is a predicted model, not a curated record. Lineage: Eukaryota; Metazoa; Cnidaria; Anthozoa; Malacalcyonacea; Nephtheidae. The transcript has 4 exons.
UGUCUAAUAUUUUACGCCGCAAAAUGCUUAAAGGAGCCUUUGUCUGUGACAAGGGGAGUUCUGGAUAAAUUUCGAGUCGAUGAAUUUAGUUGCAAAGUUGACGAACGAGUAUGUACAAGAAGAAAUGCAAUAUGCCAUUCUGAUGGAUCUUGUUUGUGCCGGAAUAACACUCCAGACUAUGUAAAUCCAAUGAUUCAUGUGAAGUAUGGGUAUUUAAGUCAUGGUAUAUUUGAUGGAUGUAUGUCAGUGGCGCCCGUGGUUGACUCAAUUGAUCCAUAUAAUUUGGCAUGUUCCUAUUCCUUCCGUCCCUAUCAACUGGUUCCAAGCACUCAACAUGAUGAACCAAUAAUGUUCAUCCAUUCGGCAGGAACUCACUACGAUACAUGCAACUUCACAAAUGCUUUUGGUAAAUAUCCUGGUAAAAAGUCGUGGGUUCCUUUGGCCUGGCUAAAUCACGGUUACAUGGAUAUUAAUAUGACCUACGUUGGUGUUCUUUUGUUUGGGUGGAGAGUUCCAGUACCGGAGUUGGGGGGUCUUAUGGUUGUUAUGAAUUUGCAUUGUUCGAGGAUUGAACUAAAUCACAGAUACGUGAAUAAUACCAUAGCUAAACAAUGUUUAAGAGUAAAGGUUAAAGGUACAACGUUUUCGUUAGGAACGAGAAUAUCAAGGAAUAAUGUUGCAUUUUCAAUUCUGAUUUUCAUCGGGUAUCUGAUGUCUUACAACAAUACCUGAGUGUUAAAAAGCUUCUCUUCGCACUCGACGGUUAAAUUAGCCUGGAAUUUCACUGAAGUCAGUCAUAUGCAUAUUUGACUUGUUGAAAAGUAAUAAUAAAAACUAUUAAUCAGCAUAUAUAACAUCCUUGCAACCACACUAUUUGCGGAAAUUUUAUUUAGAGUACAUAGGCAUUAUAGGCAAGUAUAGCCAGGCUCGACAUUAUUCUUCGACCACAAAAAACGGUCAUUUGCAUAUUUAUAAAAUUGAAAAUAUCGAAAUAUCUUAGCAUAUUAAUAUCUGUUUUUUCAGAGCCUGUGCUGCCUAUAUAGUACCUCCAGAGAUUUACUUCUCUUUUCGUUCUCACAACCGCAGACUGCUGCUGUUGCGUGUUUUUGAAUAAAGUCGUUUAUAAUAAUUAGUUCAGUGCAGGUUGCAUGGUAGCGAAACAAUUGAACAAGGAAAACAUGACAAAGCAAGGCAGAGAAUAAAUUAAAGUAUUGUGUGUGUGGUACACAGGGCCGAAAAAGUAUAUAUAGAUAUUCAUAAGUUUAUUAUAUUGAUACUAUCGAUAAAGAUUUACGGUUAAU